Messenger RNA from Arachis duranensis, 1298 nucleotides. RefSeq lists its product as uncharacterized. Bases 222 to 1088 code for a protein of 288 amino acids. Gene Ontology annotation, cellular component: mitochondrial matrix. The transcript has 3 exons. Lineage: Eukaryota; Viridiplantae; Streptophyta; Magnoliopsida; Fabales; Fabaceae. The record is from RefSeq and is a predicted model, not a curated record.
AGCCCUAAACCCAGCAGCUAACAGCUGAGUCCCUUCUUCCCCUGUUUCCCGGGCUUCCAGCAGGUCAGAAUAGCACCUCCUCCGCAUCCUCCAAUCGUCGCCACCUCCGACCACCUGCUCCGGAAGAGCCACACCUGUGGUUCCUUGAAUCCUAUCUGAGACCUUCGUUCUAUUUUCUCUCAUAAUCUCCAAUUUCCAGAAUUGUAAAUUUGAAUGAAUUAAUGGCUGGCUUCAUUAGAACGCUUCAAAGAGCGCAUAUUUGGAAAUGGAACUGUCCUUCAUCUUCUUCUUCGUCGCUUGUUAAAACAACUCUGACGAAUUGUCGCUCUGUUACGUUGGAUUCUGGAAGAAGAAAUUAUGCAGCCGAGGCAAUUACCAAAUCUCCCAAAUCGCUCUUUGAAUCCAACAUCUUGCGAAUACUUGGAAACGAAAUCGAGUAUCUGGUCGAGUAUACUCCUCCACAACAGGUUCUCACUCUCCUUCAACAAUUUUCUAGAGAAGAAAACAAAAUCUGCAAUUCUGGCAUUUUAGCGUUUCUGUUAAUGCUCUUUAGAUUCUGUUAUUAUCAGUUAUUUCUGUUAUUGGUCUCUUACCUGGGGAAGCGUGUUGGAUAUAGAAUCAUUCGUGUGUCCCUUCCCAACAGAUUACUUCNNNNGGUGGUAGUGAUGAGGGGUAGGUUUGAUGAUCGGGAAGAUAUCAAAGUUGAAGCUACCAUGUUUGAUGGGUAUGAACAUGUUCCUGUGGAGGACAGUUCUGCAACGAAUGUGCGUCUUCACCUUAGUUUACUUGUGGAUAUAUCAAAGGGGGACAGUGGCAAUGAGUUGGAGUUUAUCUGUUCAGCAUGGCCAGAUUGUUUAAAUGUGGAGAGAGUUUACAUAUUAAGGCAUAAACAGAUGUCAGCUAGGCCUUACCUGGGACCUGAUUUUAGGAGCCUAAAUCCUAAGGUUCAGGAAAAGUUUUGCGAGUACUUAGAUGCAAGAGGAAUAAAUCGUCAGCUCUCUACAUUCUUGCAUUAUUAUAUGCUGAACAAGGAUAAAAUUGAACUUUUGCGAUGGAUGGAUAGACUCAAGUCUUUUGUGGAAAAGUAGACCGGUAAGCUUGGCAGCUAAAAGUUGAUAUAAACAGUGACUUUUGCUGUUGUAUGAAUUAGUUUCUUGAGUUGAAGUUCUUUGAUAUUCUUUUGUUUGUAGUACUUGGCAUCAAUUUCUUUGUUUGAUGUGAAUACACCCUCGGGUUGUUAAACUAUAAUAUUUUGCAUUUGUGAUUGCAAUCCCAGUAGUUUAAAACUUUGAUGAUUA